GGAGACGAGUUUGUCAUUGCAAAUAUUUUCCGAUAUGUGAGAUAAUUUACUUGUUCUCUGUAAUAUCGUAUAGCUUUGGAAUCGUGACAUUAUCUAGUGUGGAGGAAAAGAUGCAGGUUUCUAGACUCAUACCCAGACUCUGAGAAGGGAUUGCGUGACGAUUCGUUUGGCACCCGCGUGACCCAACAUGACAACGUGAACGCGAAUGUCCGACAGUCUACUGGGUGAGGCGUUAUACGUUCCUCCAUUCAUUGCCGAAUGAGAUUCCUAGAUCCUCCUUUCUCUAAUAUCUCUGCAAUGAGCUCUUAAAUCGAGAUAGCUGUGUAUUUUGCUACUGCAUGGCCAGUGUGAGCCAGAAUGUCUGAUGAAAAAACGCUGAAGAAAAUGUGGAUUCCCCAAUGGAUCCGGACAAAGGUAGCCCGUUCCCCUCCAACCUCCAGGAGUCCCCAGGUCAAACACCUCCCGGUACCACUUUACUGCUGGGUCUGGUCGACUGCAGGAAAACACCGGGGCAGAGUGGAAGUGAGAGAGGAGGAGGAGAAGAGAAGGAAGAUGGAGAUUUGAUUUCAUUAAGGGACAGCCCUAACCAUUGCUCUCUCAGUGGGAAGGGCUUAUCAUCUCGGGAGGCUCAACAACAACAUGAUUCUGACAAGACGUCUCUCCAGAAGAGUCACUCCAGAUCAGAACGUCUCACUAAACACAAGCAGAGACGUAUAGGGAAGAAACCUCCCCACCGCUGCUCUGGCUGUGGGAAGAGUUUUUCUAAACAGACGGAAUUGAUGAUUCACGAGCGGAUUCACACAGGAGAGAAGCCUUAUAGCUGUGAUCAGUGUGGGAAGAGCUUCAAUCAAUCAGGAGCCCUGAGAACACACCAACGCAUACACACAGGAGAGAAGCCUUAUCGCUGUGAUCAGUGUGGGAAGAGCUUCAAUUGUUCAGGAUCCCUGACGACACACCAGCGCAUACACACAGGAGAGAAGCCUUAUAGCUGUGAUCAGUGUGGGAAGAGCUUCCAUCAUUCAGGAAACCUGAUUAUACACCAACGCAUACACACAGGAGAGAAGCCUUAUAGCUGUGAUCAGUGUGGGAAGAGCUUCAGGAACUCAGGACACCUGACUACACACCAACUCACACACACAGAAAAUAAACCUUAUAGCUGUGAUCAGUGUGGGAAGAGCUUCAAUCAUUCAGGAUCCCUGAUUACACACCAACGCAUACACACAGGAGAGAAGCCUUAUAGCUGUGAUCAGUGUGGGAAGAGCUUCAAUCAAUCAGGAGCCCUGAGAACACACCAACGCAUACACACAGGAGAGAAGCCUUAUCGCUGUGAUCAGUGUGGGAAGAGCUUCAAUUGUUCAGGAUCCCUGACGACACACCAGCGCAUACACACAGGAGAGAAGCCUUAUAGCUGUGAUCAGUGUGGGAAGAGCUUCCAUCAUUCAGGAAACCUGAUUAUACACCAACGCAUACACACAGGAGAGAAGCCUUAUAGCUGUGAUCAGUGUGGGAAGAGCUUCAAUCAAUCAGGAUCCCUGAUUACACACCAGCGCAUACACACAGGAGAGAAGCCUUAUAGCUGUGAUCAGUGUGGGAAGAGCUUCAACCAUUCAGGAUCCCUGAUUACACACCAACGCAUACACCCAGAAGAGAAGCCUUAUAGCUGUGAUCAGUGUGGAAAGAGCUUCACUCAAUCAGGAUCCCUGACUACACACCAACUCAUUCACACAGGAGAGAAGCCUUAUAGCUGUGAUCAGUGUGGGAAGGGCUUCAGGAAAUCAGGAAACCUGACUGUACACCAGCGCAUACAUACAGGAGAGAAGCCUUAUAGCUGUGAUCAGUGUGGGAAGAGCUUCAAUCGUUCAGGAGACCUGACUACACACCAACGCAUACACACAGGAGAGAAGCCGUAUAGCUGUGAUCAUUGUGGGAAGAGCUUCAAACAUUCAGGAUCCCUGACUGCACACCAACGCAUACACACAGGAGAGAAGCCUUAUAGCUGUGUUCAGUGUGGGAAGAGCUUCAAUCGUUCACUAUCCCUGACUACACACCAACGCAUACACACAGGAGAGAAGCCUUAUAGCUGUGAUCAGUGUGGGAAGAGCUUCAAUCGUUCACUGUACCUGACUACACACCAACGCAUACACACAGGAGAGAAGCCAUAUAACUGUGAUCAGUGUGGGAAGAGCUUCAAUCAAUCAGGAGCCCUGACUAUACACAAACGCAUACACACAGGAGAGAAGCCUUAUAGCUGUGAUCAGUGUGGGAAGCGCUUCAAUCAUUCUGGAUCCCUGACUACACACCAAUACAUACACACAGGAGAGAAGCCUUAUAACUGUGAUCAGUGUGGGAAGAGUUUCAAUCAAUCAGUACACCUGAAUAUACACCAAUGCAUACACACAGGAGAGAAGCCUUAUAGCUGUGAUCAGUGUGGGAAGAGCUUCAAUCAUUCAGGAUCCCUGACUACACACCAACGCAUACACACAGGAGAGAAGCCUUAUAACUGUGAUCAGUGUGGGAAGAGCUUCAGUCAUUCAGGAUCCCUGAUUAAACACCAACGCAUACACACAGGAGAGAAGCCUUAUAGCUGUGUUCAGUGUGGGAAGAGCUUCAAUCAAUCAGGAGCCCUGACUAUACACAAACGCAUACACACAGGAGAGAAGCCUUAUAGCUGUGAUCAGUGUGGGAAGAGCUUCAAUCGUUCAGGAGAACUGACUACACACCAACGCAUACACACAGGAGAGAAGCCUUAUAGCUGUGUUCAGUGUGGGAAGAGCUUCAAUCAUUCAGGAUCCCUGACUGCACACCAACGCAUACACACAGGAGAGAAGCCUUAUAGCUGUGAUCAGUGUGGGAAGAGUUUCAGGAAUUCAGGAGACCUGACAACACACCAACAUAGAUGUGGAUAG
This is a messenger RNA of Coregonus clupeaformis (lake whitefish), 2906 nucleotides long. RefSeq names its product zinc finger protein 271-like. The record is from RefSeq and is a predicted model, not a curated record. Gene Ontology annotation, molecular function: DNA-binding transcription factor activity, RNA polymerase II-specific; RNA polymerase II cis-regulatory region sequence-specific DNA binding. Bases 399 to 2906 code for a protein of 835 amino acids. Gene Ontology annotation, biological process: regulation of transcription by RNA polymerase II. The transcript is spliced from 3 exons. Lineage: Eukaryota; Metazoa; Chordata; Actinopteri; Salmoniformes; Salmonidae.